CGACCAAUGUUUCUUUUGCAAACUACACUUCUGAUACCGAACGUGUCUAUAAAUCCGACUUUGGACGAAAUACAAGAAGUUCUCGUCUUAGCUGGCAAACACAUCACAGGACUUUCCAAAGGAGUAGCUCAGUGGACUGGAGGAAAAACGCAAAAGGUAGGUUGGAAGACAUUAGCAGGACACCAAACGAAACAACUUUUCGAAGUAGUUACCAAGCUUGACGGACAGGUACAGUCUUUUGCGGUACCGAUGACGAUGGCGCAGAAGUCGGUAAAGAUGGUUGAAGUUGCAAAAAUGAGAAAGAAAAAAUAUUACCGUCUGGAGUCAGAAGAGAAACCGAUUUUUCCAUUUCAACAGAAAAAUUUUUACAGUCAUAUAAUGGAGAACAAGGAAAUAAUCAAAACGCUUACAUUGCUAUCAAUGUGCACUCAGAAUGUAAAAACGGAAGUUAAUACGUUAGUUAAACGUUGGCGUCCUUAUCACUAUUUGUGGAAAUGCGAAAAAACUUUACGGCAGCUCUUAGCUUGGAAUCUUAACGACUUUGAACUAGCAUUGAAACGACACAGUGAACUGGAAGCUAAAUUGGCCACUGAACCGGAUGUACUGAUAAUAGGAAACUGCCUAGCUGUAUCGACAGAAAAGCUUAAAUUGGGAUUAAACACCGAACUUAAAAAUGGAACGUAUAGAAUAAGUCAAGCAAUGCGUAAAAAAUAUAAACGUGAAAUGGAUUACGUUUAUGCAAUAAUGAAUGAUUUAGAACGUAAAUUAGAAAGACCAAUUCGUGACUUAGACGACGUGAGAACUGUAAUGGAAACAUUAAAGAAAAUUAGAGAACAAGAAGUUGAUAUGGAAUUAAAAAUAGACCCGGUUGAAGAAGCAUUUAAUGUCAUAACACGGUACGAGCUUCCAGUUAGUAAAGAGGACAUUGAGCAAGUGGACAACCUCCGCUACACAUGGCAACAGUUACAAGCGACAGCUCUAGCGUCACACGUACAAUUACUAAAAAUGCAGCCACAAUUCGAAGAUGACUUGAAGAACAACUUAGAUAAAUUUAGAGAAGACAACGCGGAAUACUGCCAUGAAUACCGACACGCGGGUCCCAUGCAACCUGGAUUGAGCCCGCGUGAAGCUUCUGACCGUUUGAUUUUGUUUCAGAAUCGAUUCGAUGGAAUGUGGCGUAAACUACAAACUUACCAAAACGGUGAAGAAUUAUUUGGUUUACCUCACACUGAAUAUCCCGAACUAGCUCAAAUAAGAAAGGAGUUAAACCUCUUACAAAAACUUUACAAGCUAUAUAAUGACGUGAUAGACAGAGUCAGUAGCUAUUACGAUAUACCCUGGGGAGAGGUUAACAUAGAAGAAAUUAACAACGAAUUAAUGGAGUUCCAGAAUAGAUGCAGAAAACUUCCAAAAGGCCUAAAAGAAUGGCCUGCUUUCUAUGCUUUGAAAAAGACAAUAGACGAUUUUAAUGACAUGUGUCCUUUACUCGAGCUGAUGGCAAACAGAGCGAUGAAGCCACGCCACUGGCAACGUAUAAUGGAAGUUACUAAAUAUAUUUUCGAGCUCGACAACGAAGAUUUUUGUUUAAAAAAUAUUUUAGAAGCGCCUUUAUUGCAACACAAAGAAGAUAUUGAGGAUAUAUGCAUAUCAGCUAUGAAAGAGAAAGAUAUAGAAGCCAAACUUCGGCAAGUCACAAAUGAAUGGUCAGUGCACGAAUUAACGUUUCAAACUUUUAAUAAUCGAGGAGAAUUACUACUCAGAGGUGAUACAACAGCGGAGACUAUUGGCCAACUAGAAGACAGCUUAAUGAUCCUGGGUUCACUACUGUCUAACCGAUAUAAUGCUCCAUUUAGAAAACAAAUACAACAAUGGCUAUAUGAUCUUCAGAGCACGAAUGAAAUUUUAGAACGUUGGCUUCUCGUUCAAAAUAUGUGGGUAUAUCUUGAGGCCGUAUUUGUUGGUGGAGAUAUUGCUAAACAACUGCCGAAAGAGGCAAAAAGAUUUUCCAAAAUCGACAAGUCUUGGCAGAAAAUAAUGCAGAGAGCGCACGAGACGCCCGGAGUAGUUUCUUGCUGUGUAGGCGAUGAUCUUUUAAGACAGCUUUUGCCACAUCUACAAGAGCAGUUGGAGUUGUGUCAAAAAAGUUUGAGCGGCUAUUUGGAAAAGAAAAGGACAAUGUUUCCGAGAUUCUUUUUUGUCUCUGAUCCAGCUUUGUUAGAAAUUUUAGGUCAAGCUUCAGAUUCACAUACUAUACAAAAUCAUCUGCUGUCGAUAUUUGAUAACAUACGAUACGUUAAAUUCCAUGAUAUAGAAUAUAACAAGAUGAUAGCGAUAGUUUCGUCUGAAGGAGAGGAAAUAAAACUUGAACGACCAGUACGAGCGGAAGGUUCCGUAGAGACCUGGCUAACAUCUUUAUUACAAUCUGCUCAGAGUAGUUUGCAUUCCAUCAUACGGACCGGGGUGUCUGUUAUCAACGAUCCAGGAUUCAAUCUUCUUCUCUUUCUAGAUAAAAUGCCGGCGCAGGUAGGGUUACUGGGCAUUCAAAUUAUAUGGACUAGAGAUGCAGAACUGGCUCUAAUGCAAGCUCGACAAGAUAAAAAAAUAAUGAUAGACACCAACAAUAAAUUUUUAGAACUUCUUAAUACUCUUAUCGACCAAACUACAAGAGAUUUAAUAAAAAUUGAACGCACUAAAUUUGAAACUCUUAUUACCAUUCAUGUGCAUCAGAGAGAUAUAUUUGACAUGUUGUGCCGAUUGAAUGUUCGUUCUGCAAACGAUUUCGAAUGGUUAAAACAAUGCCGAUUUUACUUUAAAGAAGAUGCUGACAAAACCUGGAUAUCUGUCACUGAUGUUACUUUCACUUACCAAAAUGAAUAUUUGGGAUGUACAGAGAGACUAGUUAUCACACCAUUAACAGAUAGAUGCUACAUAACGUUAGCGCAAGCAUUAGCUAUGAGCAUGGGUGGUGCUCCCUGCGGCCCCGCCGGCACCGGUAAGACAGAAACAGUCAAAGACAUGGGAAAGACUCUCGCCAAAUAUGUUGUCGUGUUCAACUGCUCCGAUCAAAUGGAUUACAGAGGUCUGGGUCGUAUAUACAAAGGUCUGGCUCAAUCCGGUUCUUGGGGUUGUUUUGAUGAGUUUAAUCGAAUAGAGCUCCCCGUGCUCUCCGUGGCGGCUCAACAAGUUGCUGUAGUUCUCGCUGCCAAGAAGGAAAAGAAAAAGACAUUCCUUUUUACCGACGGAGACAUGUCAGAAAUGUGUCCUGAGUUUGGGAUAUUUAUUACAAUGAAUCCGGGCUACGCAGGUCGCAAGGAAUUACCAGAAAAUUUGAAGAUCCAAUUUCGCACGGUAGCUAUGAUGGUACCCGACAGACAAAUUAUUAUACGGGUGAAGUUAGCUUCUUGUGGCUUUUUAGAAAAUAUAACUCUAGCUCGGAAAUUUUAUACCUUGUAUAAGUUGUGCGAGGAGCAACUUACAAAACAGGUUCAUUAUGACUUCGGUUUAAGGAACAUUCUCUCUGUCUUACGAACACUCGGUGCCGUAAAACGUGUCAAUACAAAAGAUAACGAAAGCACAAUUGUAAUGAGAGUGCUGAGAGACAUGAAUUUAUCGAAGCUUAUAGAUGAAGAUGAGCCACUUUUUAUUUCACUUGUAGCAGAUUUGUUUCCAAACCAAGCAUUGGAGAAAACAGCAUACACGGAUCUUGAAGACGCAAUUCGAAAACAAGUUGAACAUAAUGGUUUAAUUUAUCACGCACCUUGGGUGUUAAAGAUAAUUCAAUUGUAUGAAACACAACGUGUUCGCCAUGGUAUAAUGACACUCGGGCCUCCAGGUGCAGGAAAAACGACUUGUAUUCACACUUUAAUGGAUGCUCUCUCGGAAAUAGAAGAACCACAUAGGGAAAUGCGCAUGAAUCCUAAAGCUAUAACAGCCGCACAAAUGUUUGGUCGUCUGGAUGUUGCAACUAAUGACUGGACAGACGGUAUAUUUUCCGCCUUAUGGAGAAAAACACUUAAAAUAAAAACUGGGGAACAUAUUUGGUUAGUUCUAGAUGGACCUGUAGACAGUAUAUGGAUAGAAAAUUUAAAUUCUGUAUUAGAUGAUAACAAAACUUUAACAUUAGCUAAUGGCGAUCGUUUGACAAUGUCUCCCACUUCAAAAAUUAUUUUCGAGCCUGAAAAUAUUGAUAAUGCUUCGCCUGCAACUGUUUCACGCAAUGGAAUGGUAUAUAUGAGCUCAUCAGGUCUAAAUUGGGAACCAGUGCUCAAUGCGUGGCUUAAGACUCGAUCACCGAGAGAGUUAGAAGUUUUCAGUACUUUGUUUGAACAAACAUUUCCGACGACUUACACCUGGUGUACCCAGAAUUUGACGUUUAGUAUGCGCGUUCUUCAAAGCAACAUUGUGUAUCAAAUGCUAAAUUUACUCGAAGGCUUAGUUCCACCACAAAUAGUUGAAGUUGAAGAUCCCUCUGCUAGUAAAUCUGUUAAUGGUGACAUCGAUGAUGAAGAUGAAAAAGAGAAAGUUGAAGAAAUAAUCCUCUUUACACAAGAACACUUACAUAAAAUUUACGUAUUUUCUGUUAUCUGGGGCUUUGGCGCUCUGUUAGAAACACAAGAUCGAUUUAGAUUUGACAAUUUCAUUAAAACGACAUUCAAUGAGAUUCUUGAUUUACCGAAACAUCCUAAUAAUAAGUCGAGUAUACUCUUUGAUUUUUACGUUAAGCAUCCUGGAAAAUGGGAAUUAUGGGACGAUUUGAUGACAAACUACAUCUACCCUGACACCGCAACUCCAGAUUAUUCAAAUAUAUUAAUCCCAAUAGUUGAUAAUGUUCGUAUUAAUUAUCUUAUAUAUUGUAUUGCAAAACAGGGAAAAGCUGUACUUUUAUUAGGAGAACAAGGUUCUGCAAAAACAGUUAUGAUGAAAGCGUAUAUGAAGAAUGCAAAUCCAGAACAAUUUAUGGGUCGCUCCUUUAAUUUUUCAUCAGCAACUAGCCCUUUUCAAUUUCAAAAGACAAUUGAAAGUUAUGUGGAAAAACGUAGUGGUAUGACAUUUGGGCCUCCUGGUGGGAAGAAAAUGUUGGUUUUUAUAGACGAUAUCAAUUUACCACAAAUUAACGAAUGGGGCGAUCAAAUAACCAAUGAAAUAGUAAGACAAACUAUGAGUAUGGGUGGCUUCUAUAGUUUAGAAAAGCCUGGCGAUUUCACGACAAUUGUUGACAUUCAGUUUUUAGGAGCUAUGGGUCAACCAGGAGGAGGUAGAAACGACAUUCCUGCACGAUUAAAACGACAAUUUUCCAUCUUUAACUGUCCUUUGCCAAACAAUGACUCGAUUGACAAAAUUUUUAAAGUUAUUGGAGAAGGCCAUUAUAAUGCCAAAAGAGGUUUUACGGUGGAAGUGAGAUCUCUUAUAAAAAGGAUAAUUCCUUUGACAAGAGAACUUUGGAUAAAAACAAGAACGAAUUUACUACCUACUCCAGCGAAAUUUCACUAUGUUUUUUCUCUACGCGAUUUAUCCAGAGUAUGGCAAGGCAUGAUAGGUACUUUGCCCACUGUUAUAGAAUCUGAAAAAUGUUUGAUGCUUUUAUGGAAACAUGAAUGCUCGAGGGUAUUUUCUGAUAGGUUUACACACCAAUCAGAUAAAGAUUGGUUUAAUAACGCUUUAUAUACCACUACUGAAGAAUUAUUGGGACCAGAGUACAAAAAAAUGAUGGAAAAAGAUCCCGUAUUUGUAGAUUUCAUGAGAGAUGCUCCAGAACCAACUGGUGAAGAGGGUGAAGAUGCUGAUAUGGAACUCCCAAAAGUUUAUGAACCUGUUUUUGAUCACUCUGAACUUCGAGAUCGUUUAGAAAUGUUUCUAUCUCAAUUUAAUGAAAUGGUUCGUGGCUCAGGAAUGGAUCUUGUAUUUUUUCCUGAUGCAAUGUUACAUUUAGUAAAAAUAUCGAGAGUUAUACGACACCCACGGGGAAAUGUAAUGUUAGUGGGCGUUGGUGGUUCCGGUAAACAAUCAUUAACAAAACUAUCAACAUUUAUAGCAGGCUAUCGCUCAUUUCAAAUAGCCUUAACAAGGUCCUACAACGUAGGCAAUUUUUUGGAGGAUCUUAAACUACUUUACAGGUCAUGUGGUGUGCAAGGAAAAGGCACAACAUUUAUUUUCACUGAUUUAGAUAUCAAAGAAGAAGGUUUUCUUGAAUAUUUAAAUAAUAUUUUAUCAUCAGGAGUUAUUUCAAACUUAUUUACAAAAGAUGAACAACAAGAGAUAAUUUCGGAAUUAACACCUGUCAUGAAACGAGAAAAUCAAAAACGAACCUUAACAAAUGAAUUAGUCAUGGAAUAUUUUUUGAACAGAACGUGUCAAAAUCUUCAUGUUGUUUUAUGUUUUUCUCCUGUCAGUGAGGCUUUUAGAUAUAGAGCACUACGUUUUCCAGCCCUUAUUUCUGGCUGUACAAUAGAUUGGUUUCAACCAUGGCCAAAGGAUGCGCUUGUUUCCGUGGCGGAUCACUUUUUGACUGACUUUGAAAUCGAAUGUACUAAAGAAGUAAAAAAAGAACUGGUUACAGUUUUGGGUACAAUACAAGAUGUUGUAUCUAAAGUAUCUACUGAAUAUUUUCAAAGAUUUCGUCGAUCUUCUCAUGUGACACCUAAAUCUUAUCUUAGUUUUAUUGGAGGUUAUAAAACUAUAUAUCAAAUGAAACAAAAAGAAUUAGGGGAUGGUGCUUUGAGGAUGGAUACCGGUUUAGAAAAAUUGCGCGAAGCGUCAAUAUCUGUCGAAGUCUUAAAAAAAGAUUUGGCUGUAAUGGAACAAGAUUUAGCGCUGGCUUCUGAAAAAGCUGAUCGCGUACUCUCAGAAGUAACUGAUAGAGCAUCGCAAGCUGAAAUUGUAAAAAACCAAGUACAAAUCGUCAAAGAAAAAGCAGAAGCUUUAGUAGCCUAUAUAGCAGAAGAAAAAGAAAAAGCUGAAAGAAAAUUAGAAGCUGCGAAACCAGCUUUAGAAGAAGCCGAAGCAGCUCUUAAUACUAUUAAACCUGCACAUAUUGCAACAGUACGAAAGCUAGGUCGACCACCACAUCUCAUUAUGAGAAUCAUGGAUUGUGUUCUUAUUUUAUUUCAAAGAAGAUUACAUCCAUUAAUACCAGAUACUGCUGCACCAUGUCCAAAACCUUCGUGGGCAGAAUCAUUAAAGAUGAUGGCCAGCACGACAUUUUUACUUCAGUUGCAAAAUUACCCUAAAGAUAUUAUUAAUAACGAAAUGGUGGAACAUCUUGUACCAUAUUUUGAAAUGGAAGACUAUAAUAUGGAUACAGCAAAGCGCGUGUGUGGCGAUGUGGCCGGCUUAUUGUCUUGGACAAAGGCUAUGGCAUUUUUUCAUAGUGUCAAUAAAGAAGUUUUACCCUUAAAAGCAAGUUUGAUGUUACAAGAAGCAAGGUUGAAGGUUGCAAUGGAGGACUUAGCUUCUGCAGAAAGGCAAUUAGAAGAACGUGAAAUGUCCUUACGAAAAGUGAAGGAACAAUACGAAGCUGCUGUCUCAGAGAAGCAACAAUUGACCGAUGCCGCGAAUAUUUGCUUGAGGAAAAUGACAGCCGCAACACAACUAAUAAAUGGAUUAGGAGGCGAGAAACUUAGGUGGACUCAACAAAGUAAAGAUUUCAAAAAACAACUUGGUAGACUAGUUGGCGAUGUAGUACUAGCUACAGGUUUCCUAUCUUAUUGUGGUCCGUACAAUCAAGAGUUUCGAAAUAGUCUGUUUAAUACAUGGAUGGAAAUUCUCAAAAGCAAAGAAAUACCAGUGACGAAUAACCUAAACAUUACAAAUAUGUUAGUCGAAAGUGCUACAAUCUCUGAAUGGACACUUCAAGGCCUUCCGAAUGAUGAGUUAUCUGUACAAAAUGCCCUGAUUGUAACAAAAUCGAGUUCAUAUCCUCUUUUAGUAGAUCCUCAAAGUCAAGGAAAAAACUGGAUUAAGAAUAAAGAAUCUUCAAAUGAAUUACAAAUUACAUCAUUAAAUCACAAAUAUUUUCGAACUCAUUUAGAAGAUAGCUUAUCUUUGGGUAGGCCACUAUUAAUAGAAGAUGUGGGAGUAGAAUUAGAUCCUGUUAUAGACAACGUACUAGAAAAGAACUUUAUAAAAUCUGGAUCAAUUGAAAAAGUUAUCGUUGGUGAUAAGGAGUGCGACGUUAUGCCUGGAUUUAUGCUUUAUAUAACUACUAAAUUACCAAACCCAGCCUAUUCACCUGAAAUAAGUGCAAAAACUUCUAUUAUUGACUUUACUGUUACGAUGCAAGGUCUGGAAGAUCAGUUACUAGGACGAGUUAUUCUAAUGGAAAAGUCAGAUUUAGAAGAAGAGAGAGUAGCUUUGUUUGAAUCUGUCAUGAAGAAUCAGAGGAGUAUGAAAGAACUAGAAAGUAAUUUACUUUGUCGCUUAACUUCUUCAGAAGGUUCUUUGGUUGAUGAUGAAGCUUUAAUUCAAGUAUUACAAAUAACCAAAUCAACAGCUGAAGAAGUAAAUGAAAAAUUAAAAGUAGCUGAAGUCACAGAAAAAAAGAUUAUUAAAGCAAGAGAAGAGUUUAGGGCUGUAGCCGCUAGAGGUUCUAUUUUAUAUUUUUUAAUAGUUGAGAUGAGUAAUGUUAAUAUAAUGUAUCAAAAUUCUUUAAAACAAUUUCUUACCAUAUUCGACAACUCGAUAACAAAAUCUGCUAAAAGUAACAUUACGGAAGAGCGUAUAAAUAUAAUUCUUAAGUACUUAACUCAUGAGGUGUGGGCAUUUACAUUACGUAGUUUAUAUGAAAGGCAUAAGGCACUGUUUACUUUGAUGUUAGCUAUGAAAAUAGACUGCCAGAGAGGACUGAUUUCUCAUGAUGAAUUCAUGGCAUUUGUUAAAGGAGGUGCAUCGCUAGAUUUAAAUGCAGUAACUCCUAAGCCUUUUCGAUGGAUCCUUGAUAUAACUUGGCUAAAUUUAGUUGAAAUAAGCAAAAUUAAAGCUUUUUCUGAAGUUUUAAGUAAGAUAUCAAGCAAUGAAAAAGAGUGGAGAGUUUGGUAUGAGAAAGCUAAGCCAGAAGAAGAAGUAAUACCGAGUGGUUUUCAAGAAAGCCUCGAUGUAUUUCGUAAGCUACUUUUAAUCAGGUCGUGGAGCCCUGAUCGAACGCUUUCACAGGCAAGAAAAUACAUAGUUGAUUCUCUAGGUGCUGAAUAUGGCGAAGGACAAAUUCUUAAUUUAGAAACCACAUGGGAAGAGUCAGAACCACGGACUCCACUAAUUUGUAUUCUUUCAAUAGGGUCAGAUCCAUCCGCACAGAUCGCAUCAUUAGCAAAAGCAAAAGAAAUAGUGCUAAAAGCAGUUUCUAUGGGACAAGGACAAGAAAUUGUUGCUCGUAAAAUGAUAUCUGAUUCAAUGAAUGAAGGAGGUUGGGUUUUGUUACAAAAUAUUCACCUAUCACUACCGUUUUGCGUAGAGGCUAUGGAUGCUCUAAUAGAAACUGAACACAUACAGGAAUCAUUUCGUUUAUGGUUAACAACUGAAGUCCAUAGUGAUUUUCCCAUAGGACUAUUACAAAUGGCUAUUAAAUUUACGAAUGAACCUCCUCAGGGUAUACGAGCUAGUAUGAAAAGGACAUACCAAAACAUUACACAGGAUACACUCGAUUAUUCUUCAUUAUCUCAGUGGCCACCGCUAUUGUAUGCCGUCGCAUUUUUACAUACUAUUGUUCAAGAAAGAAGGAAAUUCGGUCCUUUAGGAUGGAAUAUACCUUAUGAAUUUAAUCAAGCAGAUUAUGCAGCCAGUGUGCAAUUUAUUCAAAACCAUCUUGAUGAGAUAGAUCCUAAAAAGGGUAUAUCAUGGCCAACAAUAUGUUAUAUGCUAGGAGAGGUUCAAUACGGUGGUAGAGUAACAGACGACUUUGAUAAGCGCUUAUUAACUACAUUUACUAACGUGUGGUUUUGUGACGUUUUAUUAAGACCAGGUUUUGAAUUUUAUAAAGGUUAUAAGGUUCCACAAACAAGAAAUUUACAAGGAUACGUUGACUAUAUAAAUCAAUUGCCACUCACCGAUACACCGGAAGUGUUCGGUUUGCAUGGUAACGCUGAUAUUACUUAUCAGAUUAACAGUGCAAAAGAUAUUUUAGACACUAUAUUAAGUGUCCAGCCUAAAGAAGGUGGUAGUCAAGGCGGAGAAACUAGAGAAAGCAUAGUGUAUCGCUUGGCUGAGGAUAUGUUAGAAAAAUUACCAAAACAAUAUGUUAGUUUUGAAGUUAGGGAUGCGCUUCAUAAGAUGGGCGCUUUUCUACCAAUGAAUAUCUUCUUGAGACAAGAAAUUGAUCGUAUUCAACGAGUGAUUAAAACUGUACACACUACACUGUGCGAUCUUAAAUUAGCAAUCGAUGGCACAAUAAUAAUGAGUCAAGGUUUACGCGAAUCGCUGGAUGCUAUGUACGAUGCUCGUAUUCCUCAACAAUGGCUUAAGGUGUCAUGGGAAUCAGCAACCUUAGGUUUUUGGUACACGGAGCUUCUAGAACGCGAGCAACAGUACCGCAUAUGGUUGCGAAACGGACGACCUCACGCGUUUUGGAUGACUGGCUUCUUUAAUCCACAGGGAUUUCUCACUGCUAUGAGACAGGAGGUUACUCGUAGUCAUAAGGGUUGGGCGCUAGAUUCUGUCGUCCUCCAGAACCAUAUAACGAAAUUUAAUCGUGAAGACGUUCAUGAAGGACCUACAGAAGGAGUAUACGUGUAUGGCUUGUUUCUUGAAGGAGCAUCACUCGAUAGGAAAUCAGGCAAAUUAAUUGAAUCAAAGCCAAAAGUACUGUACGAACAGAUGCCAGUUAUUUACAUUUUUGCUAUUAACACUACCGCUGGGAAAGAUCCCCGCCUGUACGAAUGUCCUAUUUACAGAAAACCUCAGAGAACAGACGCUAAAUAUGUCGGCUCCAUUGAUUUCGAAACCGACAGCAAUCCAAGACAUUGGACUUUAAGAGGCGUGGCGCUUUUAUGCGAUAUAAAAUAAAGUAGACAUAUACAUUA
Melitaea cinxia (Glanville fritillary) is the source of this 11009-nucleotide messenger RNA. RefSeq names its product dynein axonemal heavy chain 5 (gene Dhc1). Gene Ontology annotation, biological process: microtubule-based movement. Gene Ontology annotation, molecular function: dynein intermediate chain binding; minus-end-directed microtubule motor activity; ATP hydrolysis activity. Lineage: Eukaryota; Metazoa; Arthropoda; Insecta; Lepidoptera; Nymphalidae. The record is from RefSeq and is a predicted model, not a curated record. The transcript is spliced from 31 exons. Gene Ontology annotation, cellular component: dynein complex. The coding region runs from base 7 to 10992 and encodes 3661 amino acids.